AUGAGGAAAGUCUCGGGUGUAUCAAACCACCUGUGUCACAACUGUCAAGGAUCUCAUCGGACAAUCCAUAAGGGCUGUGAAGAAAUAAUUAAGGCCAAAGAAAUUAGCAAGAUUAUGGUAUAUGAGAAUCUACCCUUUAUACAAGCAAGGAGAAAAUAUGAGGAAAAAUACUCUGCUAGGUCUCCAGCACCAACUAGAACAAUCGAAAAUUUCCUGCAACUAAAUCCUAAAACUCAAACCCAGUUACAAGAAAAUGUCGCUCCUCUACUUUCCACCUCUCAAAAAUGGGCUGCCAGGACUAGUAGCAAUGUAGAAAUAGUUAGGAAGCACCUAAAGGAACUAAAAACGCCAAGUGUCGAGGAAGUCAGUCAAGCCUCAAAGGAAGAAAUCAGCAAACUUGUGGAAAUCAUAAACAGUUAUAAUAAAAAGACAUAA
Molecule: messenger RNA, 435 nt
Organism: Cotesia congregata
Lineage: Eukaryota; Metazoa; Arthropoda; Insecta; Hymenoptera; Braconidae
Source: the annotation of a GenBank genome assembly